AUGAAGAUUCAACGGCYCUUCAUAUACCCGGUCAAGAGCCUACGACCUGUGGAAGUCACCGCUGCGGAGAUUACAAAUGAAGGGCUACGGUUCGAUCGCCAAUAUGUGCUCGCCAAACGGCCUUCUGCAGAGACUGCUGGACUUGCCGAGCACAUUACCAUCAAGAAUCACUUCUCCCUUGGCCUAUUCCACACCAUGAUCGAUGCAGCUUGGUCGAAGCUGACCAUCACCCAUGUACACGCGGAAGAACAUAGCUCCAUCACCUUGCCCCUAUCUCCGUCUCCCAUGAGCUUGUUCAAUGCGGAUGUCUAUCAGGUAUCCAUUUUCGGGACCAAGGCUCCAGGCAUCGACAUGGGAGAGGAAGUCGCCGAGUUCUUCUCUUUUCAUCUCAAGAAACCUGUACGACUACUGUACAUUGGAGGCAAUGGUCAACGAGAGAUUCCUGGCGCAGUCUUCAUGCCCAAACACAAGUACAGGGCCUUGUCUAUUGCUGUCAACGACAAACUACAGCCGCAGAGAGUACGUUUCGCAGAUGCGGCACCAUUGCUGAUCACAUCGAGUGCUUCCGAGGAAGAGGCUCGACGGCGACUGCCACCAUCGGGUCGUAAUGAAGAUGUCAUCGUCAGGUUUCGACCAAACAUCCACGUUGAUGUCGGCGAGGAGCAAAAGGCAUUCGACGAAGACAGCUGGGAUAUCUUGACCAUCAGAUCAAGAGCCGAUAGAGCACAAGAGGUGACGGUACGCUGUCUAUUCAGAACUGUGAGAUGCCUCAGUCUUAACGCAGAUCUUGCGCAUGGAACCAUGAUCACAACAAAUCGCCAACUCUACGGGCUGCUCGCCAGGGACAGGAGAGUCAAUGAGCUGUUUCCCCACAAGCCUGUGUUCGGCCAGUACGCAUGCGCUGGUCCGAGCGGAGCCGUGCUAAGAGUGGGCGACGAUGUGGAGGUGACGGGGCGGAACACUCAUCCAGUAUCUCCCGCAAGCGCUGGRUCCCCCAUCACUCCUAUCGAGAACUCGAUCGAUGACCCUGCUUGA
This is a messenger RNA of Ramularia collo-cygni, 1035 nucleotides long. RefSeq lists its product as uncharacterized. Gene Ontology annotation, molecular function: catalytic activity; pyridoxal phosphate binding; molybdenum ion binding. The record is from RefSeq and is a predicted model, not a curated record. The transcript has 4 exons. Lineage: Eukaryota; Fungi; Ascomycota; Dothideomycetes; Mycosphaerellales; Mycosphaerellaceae. Bases 1 to 1035 code for a protein of 344 amino acids.